CGACAGACACGAUGAUGUCAACGCAGGAAGAACCGGAGAAUAUCGGCAAAGUGCUCAGUCUUCUCCGGGAGUGGGAUCGUGGUGACAGGACGGUCCGCAGCCGCAUGUUGAACACCUUCCUGACUCACAACACAGGGAAGACUUUUCAUGAGCUCGAGCUGGAGUUUGCACAGGUUGCAAGUCUCUUCCUGGCUCGACUCACCACCUGGAUGAGACUCACAUACAUGUUUGGGACGUUCUUGGGACUGCAGCUUAAAGCAAUUGGGAUUUUCCUCUCUGCAUCAAGCCAUGAUCAGUACCUGAUGGAGUUCCUGGAGGACGGAGGUGUCCUCACUCUCCUGGACAUCUUGAGCCACUCUCAGAGCAAAGAGGCGGAGAAGGCCGAGGCCCUCCGUCUUCUGCGCACCGUCUCAAAUGCUGGUCGCAAGUACAAAGAAGUUAUCUGUGAAAGCCAAGGUGUGAAAGCCGUAACAGAGUGCCUGGCUAAGUCAAACACAGAUGAAACUCAAGAGGCAGCAUGGGCCCUCCUGGAGUCCCUGUCGCAUGGAAACCCCAAAUAUCAAAACCAAAUCUACAAAGGUCUGAUUGCUCUCUUGACCUGUACCUCCCCUCAGACCCAGCAGCUGGUCCUGCACACCUUACACACCAUGCAGUCCAAAAUGAAAACAGCUCAUCACAGCAUCGUAGAGCCUCUGCUGAAUAUGCUCCGGUCCCUGCACCUGGAGGUUCAGGAUGAAGCGAUAAAUCUGAUUUUAGACCUGAGGUGUUAUGAUGUGAGGCCGCUGCUGCUCACUGGACUGUUGGCUCUGCUGAGGCCUGUUAGAGAAGAAGUGCAGCAGCACCAGAAUGUGGAAGAGUCUGAGAUAAUGAAGAUGACAGGAUCGCUGCGUAUGUUUGUGCAACAAGCUGCUGCAGCUAAAACUAUACGGCUGCUGGCCGAGGACAGUCGAGACGUUUCUCUUGAGCUUCUCUCUCUCGGAGUGAUCCAACGUCUUCUGUACGCGAUGGGCAACAGAGAGCACACUGAUGCACAAAUACAAGCCAGUCUGGCCUUGGAGCACUUUGUCCUCUCACACCCAGUUAUUAAGGAACAUGUGCAGAGAGGCAUCGGCAGCACGCUGUUUGCAGCCUUUAUGCACCAAGCUGACACUUUGCACAUGAAUAUGGAUGAAAGAGAAGCAGAAAUCCUGCUCUCUAACAAGGUUAACAUAACUGAAGUUUUGGAUGGUGACAACUCUGAAGGCUGACAGUGCGGACAAAUAAUUCAAAUAAUGAAGAUGAAUGAACUAGAACAUUUAUGUAAAUUCUGUUUGCAUGUUAUUAAAAGACCGUUUAAUUCUUAA
Messenger RNA from Cottoperca gobio, 1343 nucleotides. RefSeq names its product armadillo like helical domain containing 1 (gene armh1). The record is from RefSeq and is a predicted model, not a curated record. NCBI's taxonomy places the organism in Eukaryota, Metazoa, Chordata, Actinopteri, Perciformes, Bovichtidae. The transcript has 11 exons. The coding region runs from base 12 to 1247 and encodes 411 amino acids.